Aspergillus homomorphus CBS 101889 is the source of this 270-nucleotide messenger RNA. Its product is annotated as WD40 repeat domain-containing protein. Gene Ontology annotation, biological process: negative regulation of transcription by RNA polymerase II. Gene Ontology annotation, molecular function: protein binding. Gene Ontology annotation, cellular component: nucleus; transcription repressor complex. The record is from RefSeq and is a predicted model, not a curated record. The transcript has a single exon. NCBI's taxonomy places the organism in Eukaryota, Fungi, Ascomycota, Eurotiomycetes, Eurotiales, Aspergillaceae. The annotation marks the transcript as partial.
CUGAACAGUCAUUCCAAUUCAGUAAAAUCUAUAGCCUUUUCGCCAGACAGCUGUAUACUGGCGUCAGGCUCAGAUGAUAAUACUGUUAAGCUUUGGGAUACAACUAUAGGCUUUGAGCAGUAUACACUAGACAGCCAUUCUCUCUGGGUCAGAACUGUGGCCUUCUCACCGGACGGCCGCACGCUGGCAUCGGGCUCUUCUGAUAAUACUUUCAAAAUCUGGGAUGUGAUUACUGGUGCUGAGCAGCGCACGAAGGCCGGCCGCGCUUAA